Molecule: messenger RNA, 318 nt
Organism: Rotaria sordida
Lineage: Eukaryota; Metazoa; Rotifera; Eurotatoria; Philodinida; Philodinidae
Source: the annotation of a GenBank genome assembly
AUGUUAUCAAUAAUUCAACGUAUGAAAGUUCAACUUAUUGAAUUACGUCCAACAAUAAAUGAUGAACCUGAUCAAAAACUUAAAAAAAUUGAUGAUGAUUUAACAACAAAUUAUGAAUUAUUUGAACAAUCAUUAAAGAAUUAUAAACGUCUAUAUGGAAAUAUAUCGGAUGAUUUAGAUAAAAUGAUUACACCUAUUAUUCAAGAUAUGACUGAAGUAAAAGCACGUUUUAAUGAAAAACUAUCAGAAUUAAAUGAUUAUAAUACAAUACGUGAUCAAUAUGAAAAUCUUAUUGGAAAAUACAUUAAAAAUAAUUGA